Molecule: messenger RNA, 282 nt
Organism: Saccharomyces paradoxus
Lineage: Eukaryota; Fungi; Ascomycota; Saccharomycetes; Saccharomycetales; Saccharomycetaceae
Gene: LSO1
Product: Lso1p
Exons: 1
Coding region: 1-282 (93 amino acids)
Source: RefSeq, a predicted model, not a curated record
AUGCAUAAUACUGGGAAGAGAUACUCGGAAACUGCUAAAAAAGUGGCAGCGGGAAGAGCAAGAAAACGUAGGCAAGCUUACGAAAAGGACCAGUUGGAGAAACAACAACUAGAAGUUCAAGAGGCUCAGAAGUGGGAAGAAGGUGCGAGAACCCCCAACCAGAAGAAGCUAAUUAUGGAACAAAAAAAGACAGAGAAGUUGAGAGCCAAAAAGGAAAGAGAUCAAUUGUUAGCCGCCGAGGAGGAGGUUCUAGGUAAAGGUGGCAAGGGAAAAGGGUACUAA